AUGUCUUACGUUUUAGAAACUGCAAGUGGAGCGCAGGUUACGCUGGGUGACCUGACCAAUCACAGUAGAUGCAGCAAGCUAUACACUAACUAUUCUAGGACAUCAGCGAGGAUUCACGCUGACACUGAUCAUGAUCGUCAUCUCAUCGCAAAUUCACUUCUUCAGUCUUCUGAGCUGCCAUUACGAUUGAGCAAUGCCUUCGAGAACAAGAGCUUGUGCUGUGUGUCGAAGGAAGCGCAUCAAAUGCGUUGCCACCCUACCGUACUGCCUAAGCAACUUCCACGCUCAGUCAAGGACGGAACAGACCAGGCGCUGGUGCUGGCCUCGGAAGCAACAGUAACAGCAUACAGCGCCAUUAUGAGCUCGGACACAGCGUCAACCCAGCACGCGUGGCAUAUGUACGGCUUGGCGCUUCGCGCACAUCACAGCCUACUGCAAAGUGCUCCCUCGAAGAGCAAUUUCAAGUUGGUCAAUCCGCAAGGCAAUCUGUUGUUCAGCGACGUUUUUGCAGCGCUUACAACUGCAUACUUCAGCUCGGCACACAUCCUGCUGGCAACUAUUACAUCCGACACAGUUGAUUUUGCAGACUUGACGAGCCACUCUCAAGUCAUUCUCAAUGCCGCGACGCAUAUUGACACACACCACAACGCAAUUGCAUACACGCGUAUGGCAACACCGUUGCUUGUAGUUGUACUGCAUGCACAAUGUCAUAGACAACGCAAACAAGCGAUCGACAUAUCUAAGUUCUAUUCAAGAGGUAGCAUGAAAGGUAUCAGCGCACUCUCUCUGAAUGCUGUGCGUCGUAAGAAAGCAGAAUGA
Molecule: messenger RNA, 819 nt
Organism: Ascochyta rabiei
Lineage: Eukaryota; Fungi; Ascomycota; Dothideomycetes; Pleosporales; Didymellaceae
Exons: 2
Coding region: 1-819 (272 amino acids)
Source: RefSeq, a predicted model, not a curated record